CGCAUCGCACCUUCGUCAUCCAACGACCGUCAACAGCUCAUCAGCCCGUCGAUCUCGUCGCAUUUCCCUCUUCGAUUCUGCCGACAGUUUGCUUCGUUCAACGUAAACCACAAAACACAACACCGCCAAAAUGGUUUCCGAAUACUGCCCCGUUUACUCGCCCUUCUUCGGUGCUAUGGGCUGCACCUGCGCCAUCGUCUUCACCUGUCUCGGUGCCUCCUACGGUACCGCCAAGUCUGGUGUCGGUAUCGCUGCCAUGGGUGUCCUCCGACCCGAUCUUAUCGUCAAGAACAUUGUCCCCGUCAUUAUGGCUGGUAUCAUCGGUAUCUACGGUCUCGUCGUCUCGGUUCUUAUCUCGGAUGGUCUGAAGCAGCACCUGCCCCUUUACACUAGCUUCAUUCAGUUCGGUGCUGGUCUGUCCGUCGGUCUUGCUGGUCUUGCCGCUGGUUUCGCUAUUGGUAUUGUUGGUGAUGCUGGUGUCCGAGGAACUGCUCAGCAACCCCGUCUCUUCGUCGGCAUGAUUCUGAUUCUGAUUUUCGCCGAAGUCCUGGGUCUUUACGGUCUGAUUGUCGCCCUGCUCAUGAACUCCAAGGCCAACGUCGAGGCUACCUGCUAAAUUCGACACGGCGACGCGACGUGUUUGGAAGACAGCUUGACAACUCCUCAACCACACGAGCUGCUCUCUCUAUCAUGUCUUGACUACACAAGACAAACGGCGUUACAGUUUUCUCCGUCGGUCUUCUAGCAGGAAACACGACGGGAGAUUUGGGACGUGGGCGCAGGCUUGGGCAUGGUGAUUGAUAUUUCCGCCCCCCUUGCGCAUAAAUCGGAUAAUUGAACUCGAGCUACUGAUAUAUUUUUGUUGGUUGGGGAUGGAUGGGACGCGACGAAUCGGAGGGUUUCUGUAAAAUAGUGUCAACAUGCGUGUUAUUCUCUGGGUGGCUUCUCAUUAUAGACGCUGAAGGGACUCAAGUAUCUAUGUACGCUGCCGCUAAUUGUUUUGUUCCACGUUUCG
Messenger RNA from Fusarium vanettenii 77-13-4, 1015 nucleotides. RefSeq lists its product as uncharacterized. NCBI's taxonomy places the organism in Eukaryota, Fungi, Ascomycota, Sordariomycetes, Hypocreales, Nectriaceae. Gene Ontology annotation, cellular component: proton-transporting V-type ATPase, V0 domain. Gene Ontology annotation, biological process: proton transmembrane transport. The transcript is spliced from 5 exons. The record is from RefSeq and is a predicted model, not a curated record. The coding region runs from base 131 to 616 and encodes 161 amino acids. Gene Ontology annotation, molecular function: proton-transporting ATPase activity, rotational mechanism.